AAAAGGGAAAGAGUGACGGUGAAGUAACGGACGUUACGGGGCCAUCUAAAGCGCGAAUCUUAUAGCAGCAGCAGCGGCGGCGGCGACAUUCCUCCACGAGCUGCGCACUUGCCAAUUGGCCUGUGGGCCCCACGCAGGUGUCUGAUCUGAUGGGGAUCGUCGCAUCGGGACCGUCCGUUUCUCGUCCCGACACGGACCCUCCCGCCACGCCUUAGAUCAACGGCUCGGAUUCACCCAACCUUCUCCCUCCUCCCACCAUGAACACUCAUCACUGACGUCUUCGAAGCUCUGCAAAAGCGGAAUACUCGCUGUUACUGAGCUGAAGAAUGCAGAAGAGCAGUGAGGGCUCACCGGGGCAGGCUCCGACGCCGGACCUGGCCAAACCGGAGAGGCCGCCGUUGCUGAAGAAGCCGAAGACGAUAGAAGACGCCACCCCUCACUUCCCCGGUCCUCUCUUCCCGGCCGUCCGCCGCACCGCCACCGCCCCGCCCUCCCGGGCCUCCCCCGCCAGCUCGUUCCCGGACCUCCGAAUCUCCACGGGCAAGGAUGACAGCUCCUCGGAGCUGGGGAUUGGCUCGUUCUCCGAUCGCGACUGGGUCUACCCUUCCUUCCUCGGGGCGUACCCAGCCAAGGCUCGAGUGUCCAUCAAAGGCAAAGCCUCCAAGUCGCGGGAGGAUGACAAGUCGCUUGGCACCAGUGGCCGUUUGAUUGAUGCCAAGGGGAAAAUCGUGAGCGGGAAGCAGUGGAUCGAUUCCCACCCGGCAGUUGCAUUAAAGCCGAAGCGGGAGGAGAGGGAAGUUAACUCUGUGGUGAGUCAGGCUACGGUGACCCAGUCGAGUACGGCGUCUGCCCAUUCGGCUUCGAGGAGAAUUCAGGAGCUCAGGCAUUCUUUGGUUAUUUAUUUGCUUUCUUUCGUUUGUAUAGUAACUGUAACUUAUGGAUUAUAUCUUCAAAGAAUAGUCACCAGGCUUCAGGAGGAGAAUGAUAAACUUCACCGAGUAUGUAAUUCUAGUCUCGUCAUUAGUGAGAAUUCCAAGGUUUUCCGGAAUGAAGAUGUAGAAUCGGCCUCGUACUGGCAGAAAACUGACAGUAGAACUGUUGCUCUGUACACUGUGGUCUGUACACUCUUGAUGCCAUUCAUAUUGUAUAAGUAUCUCGACCAUCUCCCACAUCUAAAUAAACUUUCGACGAGAAUGAAGAAUAACCAAGAGGAGGUUCCCAUGAAAAAGAGAAUUGCUUAUAUGGUGGAUGUCUGUUUCUCUGUUUACCCCUAUGCGAAGCUCCUCGCACUUCUUUUUGCGACUAUAUUUCUGAUUGGAUUUGGAGGGUUGGCAUUGUACGCAGUAAGUGAUGGUAGCUUUGCUGAGGCUCUAUGGCUCUCAUGGACAUUUAUUGCUGACUCGGGAAAUCAUGCUGAUCGAGUUGGCGUGGGGCCACGGAUUGUGUCUGUAUCUAUAAGCUCUGGAGGUAUGCUGAUAUUUGCAAUGAUGCUCGGGCUUGUUUCGGAUGCUAUAUCUGAGAAGGUGGAUUCUCUGCGGAAAGGGAAAAGUGAAGUCAUUGAGAGGAAUCACAUAUUGAUUCUUGGAUGGAGCGACAAAUUGGGUUCACUGUUGAAGCAGCUAGCAAUAGCUAAUAAGAGUGUCGGUGGUGGUGUCGUUGUUGUACUAGCUGAAAGGGACAAGGAAGAAAUGGAAAUGGACAUCGCGAAGCUAGAAUUUGAUUUCAUGGGUACUUCAGUUAUAUGCAGGAGUGGCAGCCCUCUCAUUUUGGCUGACUUAAAAAAGGUCUCAGUUUCAAAGGCAAAGGCAAUCAUUGUACUGGCUUCCGAUGAGAAUGCGGACCAGAGUGAUGCUCGUGCGUUGAGGGUUGUGCUCAGCCUCACUGGCGUUAAAGAGGGUUUGAGGGGUCAUGUGGUGGUAGAGAUGAGUGACCUUGACAACGAGCCUCUAGUCAAGCUUGUUGGGGGAGAACUCAUCGAAACAGUUGUGGCACAUGAUGUGAUUGGGCGGUUGAUGAUACAAUGUGCCCUACAACCUGGGCUCGCACAGAUAUGGGAAGAUAUAUUGGGGUUUGAGAAUGAUGAAUUCUACAUCAAACGCUGGCCUCAACUUGAUGGUCUUCGGUUCGAGGAUGUUCUCAUUUCAUUCCCUGAUGCGAUUCCUUGUGGAAUUAAGGUUGCUGCUGAGGGCGGGAAGAUAAUAUUAAAUCCCGAUGAUAAUUAUGUCUUAAGGGAAGGCGAUGAAGUUCUUGUUAUUGCCGAGGAUGAUGAUACCUAUGCUCCAGGUUCCCUUCCAGAGGUACGAAGGGUAGUUUUUCCUAAAACAUUCGAUCAUCCGAAAUACCCAGAGAAGAUACUUUUCUGUGGAUGGCGCCGUGACAUUGACGAUAUGAUUAUGGUCUUGGAGGCAUUCCUGGCUCCAGGUUCUGAACUCUGGAUUUUUAGCGAGGUACUAGAAAAGGACAGAGAGAGGAAGCUCACUGAGGGUGGGCUGGAUGUCUUUGCGUUAGAGAACAUAACUCUUGUUCACCGUGAGGGAAAUGCUGUCAUUAGACGCCACCUGGAGAGUCUCCCUCUGGAAACUUUUGAUUCUAUACUAAUUCUUGCAGAUGAAUCGCUAGAAGACUCCAUAGUACAUUCUGAUUCAAGAUCUCUGGCCACUCUUCUCCUUAUUCGAGAUAUACAGUCGAAGCGGCUUCCUUACAAGGACGCAAAGUCGACUUCUUUGCGACUAUCUGGGUAUUCCCACAGUUCCUGGAUCAGUGAGAUGCAGGAGGCUUCAGACAAAUCUAUUAUCAUCAGUGAGAUCCUGGACUCUAGAACCAGAAACUUGGUGUCUGUGUCGAGAAUCAGUGACUAUGUUCUCUCAAAUGAGUUGGUCAGCAUGGCUCUUGCCAUGGUGGCCGAAGACAAGCAGAUCAACCGUGUACUCGAGGAACUCUUUGCGGAGGAGGGGAAUGAGAUGUGCAUCAAACCAGCCGAAUUCUAUUUAUUCGACCAGGAAGAGCUGUCUUUCUAUGACAUAAUGAUAAGGGGUCGUCAGAGACAAGAGAUUGUGAUAGGCUACCGGCUUGCGAAUACCGAACGUGCCAUUAUUAAUCCGUCAAAGAAAUCAGAACCCAGGAAGUGGUCCCUCGAUGAUGUCUUUGUCGUCAUAUCCUCCGACGAAUGAAGAGUCUCGUUGGCAACCAUAUCUGCUAAUCCGUCCUCCUAAUUGGUAUUUAACAGAUCAUCUUCGAAGAUUCAGUCUCCUGCUUGGAAUCGGCAUGCAUUGACUCUGUUCAUUUGGGCUAAGACGAGUUCCUUUAAAAUGGGUCAAUGACAGGUUAGCAUCGUUAACACGUAGCUUAAAGGAGACGAAGCUCCACAUCGUCUGUUCAGACACAUCUAUAUAAUUGUUAAGAGGUUAGGUUGUGCUGAAAAUGAAGAGCACAUUAGCCGGGGAAUUCACCAUUGAUAAGCUUCUUGUAUUCGUUCCAGUUACUUGCUAAGUGGUUCAGUUUCUUAUGCAAUUCCCCAUCAAUAAGCUUUCAAACAAUUGUUCAUGUUGAGGAUUAAAAUGGGAUAAAUCCCACGUCGGAAAAGAAAAGGAAAAUUCAUGAGUUA
Punica granatum (pomegranate) is the source of this 3604-nucleotide messenger RNA. The record is from RefSeq and is a predicted model, not a curated record. Lineage: Eukaryota; Viridiplantae; Streptophyta; Magnoliopsida; Myrtales; Lythraceae.